This is a messenger RNA of Emys orbicularis (European pond turtle), 2858 nucleotides long. It is a transcript of the gene TBC1D5, whose product is annotated as TBC1 domain family member 5. The record is from RefSeq and is a predicted model, not a curated record. The coding region runs from base 390 to 2858 and encodes 822 amino acids. NCBI's taxonomy places the organism in Eukaryota, Metazoa, Chordata, Testudines, Emydidae. The transcript is spliced from 25 exons. Gene Ontology annotation, molecular function: GTPase activator activity. Gene Ontology annotation, biological process: activation of GTPase activity.
CCCCCUCUUUGCCCUGCUUCCCUUGCGGGUCGCUGCCGGGCCGGCGUGGGUCUGGGCAGCACAGACAGGGAGGGAGGGAGGCUGAGCCAGAUCUUCGUGCCGCAGUGGCCGCAGCAGCACAACUUCUAAAGGUUUGGAGAAGACAGUGAGAGAACCACCAAGAAGGCUAUAGUAGUAUUGGUGUCAAGCUUCAGAACAGAGCUUCAGAACAACAGAACAGAGUCGUGUUGUUCAGGGAGAAUUGGAGAAAACUAUUCUGUUGUUUCUGAGAAGCACACUGUAGGAAGAAAAGUCUGCUGAUCACAGAACUUACUUUUCUUCUUCUGUUCCUGCCUGCCUUCAUUUUCUGCAAAGACUAAGAUAAUCGCUCUUUAGUGGAAAUUGCCAAUAUGUAUCAUUCCAUAUCUGAAACCAGUCACCCCUUGCAAACAGAAGAGCAAGAAAUAGGCAUUGAUCCCUUGCAGGGUUACUUGAACAAGCCUGAAGAAGGAGGAUCCCAUGAGAAUGGAAGAACACAUCAUGCCUUAGACUCUGAUGGAACAUUUAUUUCUUACAGUAAAGAAUGGGAAGAACUAUUUGUAAACAACAAUUACUUGGCAACAAUACGGCUGAAGGGGAUUAAUGGGCAGCUGAGAAGCAGCAGGUUCCGUAGUGUUUGCUGGAAGCUGUUUCUAAAUGUUCUACCACAAGACAGAAGUCAGUGGAUAAAUAAAACUUCAAAAUUAAGAACAUGGUAUAACAAGAUUAAAGAAAUACAUAUUACAAACCCUCGGAAAGCUGGACAGCAGGAUCUGAUCAUCAACAAUCCACUUUCACAAGAUGAGGGGUCCCUUUGGAACAAAUUUUUCCAGGAUAAAGAGCUUCGAGCAAUGAUUGAACAAGAUGUGACAAGAACAUUUCCUGAAAUGCAGUAUUUCCAGCAAGAGAGUGUGAGAAAAAUUCUUACAGAUGUUCUGUUCUGUUAUGCUAGAGAAAAUGAGCAGUUGCUUUAUAAACAGGGUAUGCAUGAACUUUUAGCACCUAUAAUCUUUAUCCUGCAUUGUGACCACCAAGCCUUUUUACAUGCGAAUGAAGCUGCACAAUCAAGUGAGGAGAUGAAAGCUCUUUUGAACCCUGAAUAUCUGGAACAUGACGCCUAUGCAAUGUUCACACAUCUUAUGAAAACUGCAGAACAUUGGUUUUCGACUUUUGAACAUGACAGUCAGAAGGAGAAAGAUGCAAUGAUGACGCCUAUACCAUUUGCAAGGCCACAGGAUUUAGGUCCAUCUAUUGCUAUUGUAACUAAAGUAAACCAGAUACAGGAUCACCUGCUGAAGAAACAUGAUAUUGAGCUGUACAUGCAUCUGAACAGGCUAGAAAUUGCUCCACAGAUUUAUGGACUGCGAUGGGUAAGGCUCCUAUUUGGACGAGAAUUCCCACUCCAGGACCUUCUUGUUGUCUGGGAUGCUUUAUUUGCUGACAGCAUCACCCUGGAUUUAGUUGACUACAUUUUUGUAGCCAUGUUAUUGUAUAUUAGAGAUGCCUUGAUCUCAAGUAAUUAUCAGACCUGUUUGGGACUUCUGAUGCAUUAUCCACCUAUAGGAGAUGUACACUCACUCAUCCUAAGAGCACUGUUUCUCAGAGAUCCAAAGAAAAAUCCAAGACCGGUGACUUACCAGUUCCAACAAAAUUUAGAUUAUUACAAAGCACGUGGAGCAGACUUGAUGAAUAAAACCCGUGCCAGUGCAAAGGUUGCUCCACUGAACAUUAAUAAAGUCUCCAAUAGCUUGCUUAAUUUUGGUCGAAAGCUGAUUGCCCCAGCUAUGGCUUCAGGGAGUCCUGCAGGCCCAGCUAUUAGUGCUAGCAGCAGCAGCUUUCCUUCUGCUGUAAUGCCCAUCAGGAGCACUGUGGAGCCCCUCCAGCACCAACACCUGCAGGUGCAGCAGCAACAGCAGAGAAUGUUGAAAUCGGAAAGCAUGCCAGUUCAGCUGAGCAAAGGAGAUGUAGUUACAGGCAGCGAAGCACAGAUGUCUGUUCCUGCUCAGAAUCUAACAGCCCUCCAAGGCCAAAGUUCAAAAAAUGUCAGUUCAUCUCCAAGCAUAGAGAGCUUGUCUGCAGGACGUGAAUACACAGGAUCUCCUCCUUUGUCUGCAUCCAAGAAAGAUUUCUUUUUCAGUACCAUCUCCCGUUCUCGUUCCCACAGCAAAACUAUGGGCAGAAAAGAGUCUGAGGAAGAAUUGGAGUCUCAAAUUUCAUUUCUCCAAGGACAACUAAAUGACUUAGAGGCCAUGUGCAAAUACUGUGCAAAAAUGAUGAACACACAUCUUGGAAAUAUUCAAGAGGUCAUAUUACAGGAACACUUGGAGAAAGAAGAUGAAAUUCUGGUAUCCCUGGCAGGCUUGAAGCAGAUCAAGGAUAUUCUAAAGGGUUCCCUGCGUUUCAACCAGAGCCAGCUGGAGGCUGAAGAGAAUGAGCAAAUCACAAUAGAAGAUGAUCAUUACUGUUCCAGCAGUCAGAACAAGGAGAUGGGCGAUGCCCUAAAAGGAUCUGUUAUGGCAAAGCAACACUUCCUCUCAACGCUUCAGGCAACAGCUGAAACAAGCGGAAAUUCAGAGAUCAGAAGCACUGAUGACUAUAUCCUGGUUUCCAAAGAAGAGGAGGGAAAUAAAGGUGCUGUCUCUGAGCACUUGCAGUCACUUCAGACACACAAGGAGGCGGCAACAAAGAAUGAAGCUCCAUCUCCUUCUUUGGUCUUUUCUGAUCCACUCAUGGGCUCCAUUUCUGCCUCCUCUAGUAACCUGAGUUCCAGCCCUGAUGAUGAUGAUAGCAAUAAUAGCAAGGAUUCUGACUUCACUAUUGUCAGCCCCUUGGACAUCUAA